UGUAUGUGUGUGUGCACAUAUGUUCCUUCAGUCUUUCACAAAAUGUCUUCCUUCUGUCCUGUUCAGUGUGGCUCUCCUCUCUGCCAGAGGGCAAUGUACUAGGAUAGGCUGGGGAAGUGGCAGAGCAACAAAGGGCUUCUCAUUUAUGGGGGAAACUGCCAAGAUUUUUAAAGUACCAGAAGUCUCCCCACCACCCUGAAAGAAAAGUCUAGCAGAGUGACGGGGACUGAUCCUUGGAAAUACACUCUGACUGACGACAGUAGCAGAGAGGUGUUUGAGAGAAGCCCCCAGCAGGUGUCUUCUGGUGUGUCCAUAAGUGUGCUUCAAGAGAAAGGUGGAGGCUUGGGUGCUGCAUGGUGUUCUACCCCUGAGGCCAGUGCCCUGUGUCCUGGGAGUUCUAGCCCCUUCCUGACCCUCAUGCUCUCAGUGAAAGAUUGCUAGUUCUGGAAGCUAGACCCUUUUUCUCAAAAAGCAGAAGAUAGAAAAAGGAUUGAGAUAAGAUCCAGGAAAGUGAGCAAACAAAGAAAAUGAUCCAGGAUUCUAUGAUCUGAAUAACUCCAUUCUUGGGAAUUAUUCUCAGUGGUGCUCUGUGCAUUCUCUGAGGGCCAAGCAAAGGAUUGGACAGCUGUGUGGCCUGGGAGAUGAGAGGGGCAUGGCACGAAUACUACUGGAAUGCAGUCUCAGUGACAAGCUGUGUGUUGUCCGGGAGCAGCAGUACGAGAUUAUCAUCAUCCCAACCAUCCUGGUUGGCAUCUUCCUUAUCCUUCUUGCCGUCAUCCUGUGGCUUUUUAUCAGAGGUCAAAGAGCUCAACAACAGUCUCCUGGACUCCGAGGCAUUGGCCCUGUGCCUCCAUCUAGGGGCCUAAGCUGGGAGGCGGCAGGGCAUGGAGGAAGUGUGUUCGUGCCACUUAAGGAGACCUCAGUGGAAAGCCUCCUACGGACUACCACUCAUGCUCUGGCUAAGCUGCAGGUGCCCCGGGAGCAACUCUCUGAAGUUCUGGAGCAGAUCCACAAUGGUAGUUGUGGAACCAUCUACCGAACCAAGAUGUACACGGGGGACCCUGCUAAGCCAAAGAGUGUUGUCCUCAAGGCUUUGGAAGAACCGACUGGGCUCCAGGAAGUACAGGAUUUCUUAGGGCGAGUCCAAUUCUAUCAGUACCUGGGGAAGCACAGGAACCUGGUGCAGCUGGAAGGCUGCUGCACGGAGAAGCUGCCGCUCUAUAUGGUGCUGGAGGAUGUGGCCCAAGGGGACCUGCUCAGCUUUCUCUGGACCUGUCGGCGGGAUGUAAUGACCAUGGAUGGCCUUCUCUAUGAUCUCACAGAAAAACAAGUCUAUCACAUUGGGAGGCAGGUCCUCCUGGCUUUGGAAUUUCUCCAGGAUAAGCAUCUGUUCCAUGGGGAUGUAGCAGCUAGGAAUAUCCUGAUCCAAAGUGAUCUUACUGCCAAGCUCUGUGGACUGGGCCUGGCUUAUGAAGUCCAUGCCCGAGGGGCCAUCCCAGCUACUCACUCUGUACCUCUCAAGUGGCUUGCCCCAGAACGACUUCUGCUGAAACCAGCUGGCAUCAGAGGAGAUGUCUGGUCCUUUGGGAUCCUGCUUUAUGAGAUGGUGACUCUAGGGGCACCACCAUAUCCUGAAGUCCCUCCUAUGAGCAUCUUACAAUAUCUCCAAAGAAGGAAGAUCAUGAAGAGACCCAGUAGUUGCACACAUACCAUGUAUGGUCUUAUGAAGUCUUGCUGGCGCUGGAGUGAGGAAAGCCGCCCUUCACUGAGAGAGCUGCACUCACGUGUAGAAAUCGCCACUCGAACUGCAGAUGACAAAGCUGUGUUGCAAGUACCUGAGUUAGUGGUGCCUGAACUGUAUGCAGCUGUGGCGGGAAUCAGCGUGGACAGCCUCUCCUACAGCUACAGCAUCCUCUAAAGAUCCUGGGGAAAGAAACAUUUAUGGGUGAUUACAUGCUAUUGGGAUGGACUCAUCCAAGAAUGGAGAAUAGCUUUCUAGUGGGACAUAAAGGGAGAAAUAGGAUAUUCCCCUAACAUUUCCCUAGAUACCUGAAAUGAUGCUAGUUGAGGCUCUACACUCCAUUUACCCUGGAGACUGAGAAGGAGAGUUUCAUUUCU
This is a messenger RNA of Lutra lutra (Eurasian river otter), 2118 nucleotides long. It is a transcript of the gene STYK1, whose product is annotated as serine/threonine/tyrosine kinase 1. Gene Ontology annotation, biological process: multicellular organism development; protein phosphorylation; positive regulation of kinase activity. The record is from RefSeq and is a predicted model, not a curated record. Gene Ontology annotation, cellular component: signaling receptor complex. Bases 653 to 1918 code for a protein of 421 amino acids. Lineage: Eukaryota; Metazoa; Chordata; Mammalia; Carnivora; Mustelidae. The transcript has 12 exons. Gene Ontology annotation, molecular function: transmembrane receptor protein tyrosine kinase activity; ATP binding.